AUGUUUUCGGAAUAUGCCUCGCGCUUCCUGGCGCAGUCACAGAGUAGGAUAUCCAAUUUCGGCGGACAGCUCGACAACGGCGACAGCCCGCCUCGACAGCCCUCCGACCGGAACGCACGAUCGACACGAAACCCUGGCGGCCGCUCCUUUCUUGGAAGGGGGUACACCGGCAAUCCCUACGUUGCCGGCGGUUCACGGUUCGGGCAGCUAGGCUUCGCUUCCCGCAUGUCCGUAGCCCGCGAGGACGCACCGCUCUUCCACAGCACGCUGAACGAGUACCGGGAGGAUGACGACGAGGACGAGCGCGACAGGGAUGCGGCCGACUUGUUUGCCCUGCAGAGGUCCCGUCGCGUCGCCGCUGCGAGCAAGCUUGCCGAGAGCACGGAGACGGACCCCGACGCGAGCCGUGGCUCGCUCGACCAGAGCAACGAAGGCAGCCACAGCCGACGUUAUCAAGAUCGGAGCAUAAGGAGGGGCAUUCGCAGCAGCUGGAACGGCACACGGAGUUUCAGCGGGCGUGGCAGGGGGCAAGGAGCCAUCGACGAAGAGGCGGAAGAUGUGCAACGAGAUGCGACCGACCGGGACAGCAACCACAGCUCCGAAGGAAACCCGAAAAUGGUCGACGUCGGAUUAGAGUCCCAGACGGAAUACGACGAUCCCCCAGCGUCGCUGACGGGCGAGCUGGAAGACGACAAUAGCCCACCCGCCUUCCAGAAGUUCCAGGGCAAGGCGGAUCGGAACAAGUUCAUGCUUCGUAGGGAGUCAACCAACGAGUCCGAGUACGACGAGCAACAGGAAGCCGAGGCGGAGAGCCAGGUGAUGCCAGCCACUGUACCACUAGCCGAGGGCGAGAUUUUCAAGUACGACCCCUUCUUCGCCUGGGCGUUUCUCAUUCUUCUUGCAGCCCUGCUUUCGACCUUCGUACUGGUGUGGCUGCAUACGUCUACACGCAAGGGCAUGGGCGACACGAUUUAUACAACACUACACGCAUCCUUCCACAUGCUCGCAGUUGACACUCUGAUCUCGGUCAUCGUGGCGCUUUUCUGGCUUGCGGCUCUGCGGUCCUUCGCCCGCCCCCUUGCGGGCCUCGUCGUUGUUGCCGUCCCCGUCAUCAUGGGCACCUUUGCGCUUUACGCGUUCGUGUCGAGUUUCAAGGGCUCAACGCAUGGGGCGAGCUUCCAGGACCGCGCACUGCGGUGGGCCUCUCUGGUGCCAGCUGUGAGCUGUGUGGUCUGGGUCUUCCUCGUCAUCAAAGCUCGUCACAGCAUCAGGCAGGCGGUAGAUAUUCUCGAAUUCGCGAGCCGCAUCCUGGCGGCCAACUCGGCUCUUCUCGUCCUGGGCUUUGCCUGUCUGGCGUUGAUUGUGGUGUGGACUUGGAUCUGGAUGGGCAUGUUCACGCGCAUUUUCCUCGGUGGCUACUUCUCCAAGAGCCUCGCACGGUUUGUCAUCCGGGUCUCCAGCUGGUGGCUCGGCGUCUGGUUCAUUCUCAUGUACAUGUGGACAGUCGGCGUCAUCAACUCGGUGCAGCGCGCGACAACAGCGGCGACAGUAUCGCAGUGGUACUUUCACCGCAUGGCGGCGCCUGCGCCGUCUUCCAACGACAUUGUCAUGGCUGCUAUGGGACACGCCUUGACCACGAUAUUCGGCAGCAUCUGCGAGCAGACGUUCCUGGCAUUGAUGAUCCGGGCCCCUCUGCUUGUUCUUCCCAGGAGCCUGUCGAAUAUCAUUGAAGCCAUCAGCUCACGGAUCAUCCCCACGCCCAUCGCUGCCUUGACGAAUCCCCUGACCAUUACGUACGGCGCUAUACACUCGCAGAACCUGCAGGCGGCCGCGCGUGGUCUCAGUCGCAUGGAGUUCCUGUCGCCGGGGCGCCCGACGACGACUCUGACGCCACACGUCUUCACGUCAUCUCUGCGCGGUGCCCGGUCGCCCACGCUGCCGUACCGGCUGGCCAAAAUGCUCCUCUACGCGACCCGCUUCAUCAUGGCCACGGCGCUCGGGUUCGCAGGCUGGGUCAUGACGGCGAAGCAGCUACGGAUCGCGGCGUCGGACGGCAUGGGCACCCGCGGGUCGGCAUACGCCUACAUUGUCGGCAUCGUCGCCAGCUUCAUCGGCUUCUCGGUCAUGGGCGCCAUGGAGAACAUACUCAGCGGUAUUGUGGACGCGGCCAUUAUCUGCUACGGCAGCGAGAAGCUCAUGCGGAACGGGAGUGGCGGGUAUUGCAUGGAAGCGGCGUAUCUCUUUGGGGAGAGGCGUCGUGAUGAUCGGGACUUGCCUUGA
Molecule: messenger RNA, 2280 nt
Organism: Verticillium alfalfae VaMs.102
Lineage: Eukaryota; Fungi; Ascomycota; Sordariomycetes; Glomerellales; Plectosphaerellaceae
Exons: 2
Coding region: 1-2280 (759 amino acids)
Biological process (GO): transmembrane transport
Cellular component (GO): plasma membrane
Molecular function (GO): transmembrane transporter activity
Source: RefSeq, a predicted model, not a curated record